AUGACCGUGCCCGUUCAUCUGACGGGCGUUUUCUGCCCAGAAAGGUCCAGACGAAGCAAUCGACAUGACCGUCCUAUUGUGCAUCUUUUCGCUCUUUCGCUUGUAUGCUUAAUUUGCCUGUCCUGUUUUCUUGUGUUGACUGGGCAUUGCUCUGCGGCCAAUGACAUGGACGUUGCCGUGUCAGACGGGGGCCACGAGUCAGCAGGGCUUGUUGAGGAUAUAGCACAGGGCCAUAAAACCCGUUCUGGCUUAGACGAGAGUACAUCUACUACCAGUAGGCAACGGAGACAAGCCAAAUAUGGCCGGGUGAGAUUCUCUGUAAUGUCGUGGCAGUCCUCAGAGAGGCCCCCGCGGUCCGCGGCUGUAAAACGCGGAAGAAAAUUUCUGAUGGACGUGGUGCCUCUGGCUGCUGUGUUAGCAAUUUGCGUCGCCUUUCGUUUCUUUAGAUCGCGUGAAAACUUGGAAGCGUACGUUGCUGAGACAGCGGCGACAGUACAGGAGUGGACGCGUCGCCCCUUCCGAUGGAGAGAUGCUCCUGAGCCCACAUCUAGAGCAGAGGGCACUGAGGAAGAAGACGCAGACACCGCUGCUCGCUCCCGUUUGCGAGAACAGGCGCAGGAUCAUGGCAGGCCUGGAAGGACAGGUUUAGACGCACGUGGUGUUCCUAUGGUUCCACGCCUACCACCAACGUACGAGGAAACGAUGCGUGACUCGGCAUGGAAUAGAGUACCGGGAUUGCAAGUGUGGGACAGGCCGCCUGAAUAUACAGACGGAGGAGCUCCUGGUAGUGGAUGA
Molecule: messenger RNA, 795 nt
Organism: Toxoplasma gondii ME49
Lineage: Eukaryota; Apicomplexa; Conoidasida; Eucoccidiorida; Sarcocystidae
Exons: 1
Coding region: 1-795 (264 amino acids)
Source: RefSeq, a predicted model, not a curated record